GCCGCUGUUCCGGGAAGUCAACAAGGCUACAGCAUGACUCCGGGACUGACACGAUUCGUCGCAGCACUCUGCCUGAUAUUUCUCUGCGGGGUCUCGCCGGUGGAGGCUUACGAUGCCGGGGACGUUCUGGCGCUGCUGCUGGGCACCGUGCUGACCGUGGUGGGGGUCUGCGUCUGCCUCGGCUGGUACUCCCGGAGGCGGGCCGAUCGGCUGUGAGGAAGCGGCUCCUCCCGGGCGUCACGUCCAUCAUGGAGCCCUCCGCGGAGUUUGGAACCUCCACAGACGGGAGUCAGAACUUUUCUGUCUACAGACGGGGGUAAAUCGCCGUCGACAUCAGUCACGUGACCCGCGGCGGAGUACGGAAGUUCCUGCGAAGCUGACUGAACUUUUAACAUCCGCGACGAAACCAAAGCCCAAAUGUCACAGCACGUCUAUCACGCUUUUUUGUGUAAUGAAAGAGCAAUAUACUCACCACAAUAAACAAAUAUGACGCACGCAAACGUUUGCUGAUGUUCUGAAUUGUGCCAACUGUUUCUGCAGUUCAGAAACUACGUUAUUCAUAACAUUGGUUUAGAUUUUCACUUGGAUGAACAUGUCAAUUUGAAUAAAUGUAGUUUAGGACUUCCCAGUUAGUUGUUGAUAUUUGUGUUAAAAAUGACAUGCGUUAAUUGUUAAGCAGUAAGAAAGUUGCUGGUUCAAUUCAGCUCAUUUCAGCUUAUGGUUUCCAGUGAACCUCUGUCCUGUCUGUGUGGCAUUGGUUUGUUCUUCCCUGUCUUGUUUCUUCUGAGCACUCUGGUUUCUUCCCACUAUCCAAAAGCAUUCAGAGAGAGGUCACUCUCAGUCUGGCUCUCUCUGUGUGUGUACGGUGUCAACACAAGAUUAUGAAUUAGGAUAAAGAUUCAUUCGAACACAUUUUGUCUUGAACAAACGUGACCCUCUGAUGCUGUGUAACUUUACCCAACAUAAAAGGUCACUUCAAGUUUACACUUUUACACUUAAAAGACUGAGAGUCUGCCUCUUUGCUUUUCAUCAGCAGCUUAACCCCGAGGAUAAAUCUGUCCCGCUCCGCACCACUUCUCUCAUUC
This is a messenger RNA of Synchiropus splendidus (mandarinfish), 1085 nucleotides long. Its product is annotated as small integral membrane protein 30-like. The transcript has a single exon. The coding region runs from base 34 to 216 and encodes 60 amino acids. The record is from RefSeq and is a predicted model, not a curated record. Lineage: Eukaryota; Metazoa; Chordata; Actinopteri; Syngnathiformes; Callionymidae.